AGCAGAAGUGACAAGACCUCCCCGUACGCGUGUUCACAUCCACAGCUAUACGAACCAGCGCGAGCCAAAACAGUCACGGAAAUAAGACGAGGAAAGGACGGACGCGUGUGCUGCGGUCAAACCAGGGAUUGCCACUGGAUCACUUUACACCAAGCCUUUGCUCUUGAUGAUAAUCAUAUGCGCAGAAGCCGUCCUCUGGCCCUAUAGACGCGCGUGCACACUGGAGGUUGCGCUUGGAAGUGGACGAAACUUUUUGUUUGUUUGUUUGUUUGUUUUGCCUCUGACGUUUUGGAUUCUGAGGCAUUAAACGUUAUACUGUGGAUUUUAAUUUUAAGAUAACCGGAGGACCAAGAUAGUGUGGAUUUCCACUUUUCUUUUUGUUAUUAUUAUUGUUAUUCUUAUUUAACUCAUUUUUCUGGAGGAGCGGGGGCGUUCAAGAAGUUAAUUUUAGCGGAUUCGACGCAGGUGCUUCGGAUCUGAAGGGCAGAAUGGAUGUGUUACUUUGACCCACGAUAUCACACACGAUUCAUUCAUAUUCAGCAGCUUCGCUUUCUUAAUUGUUUUGAGAGCCAAAGACUCACCGCAACACUCCACUGGAAUUACAAUCAUGAACUUUGUUGUUUAUUUGAUACAGUUAUUUUUUGCGGCUCUCCUCCAUCUGUCUGCUGUAAAGGCUGCCCACAUACCCAAAGAAGGGGGAAAGAGCAAAAAUGAUGUGAUUCCCUUCAUGGAUGUGUAUAAAAAGAGUGCGUGCAAGACGCGAGAGCUGCUGGUAGACAUCAUCCAGGAGUAUCCCGAUGAGAUCGAGCACACUUACAUCCCGUCCUGUGUGGUUCUCAUGCGCUGUGCAGGCUGCUGUAAUGAUGAGGCGCUCGAAUGCGUCCCGACAGAGACACGAAAUGUCACUAUGGAGGUUCUGCGGGUCAAGCAACGCGUAUCGCAGCAUAAUUUUCAGCUGAGUUUCACAGAACACACCAAGUGUGAAUGCAGGCCAAAGGCAGAAGUCAAAGCAAAGAAAGAAAACCACUGUGAGCCUUGCUCAGAGAGAAGGAAGCGCUUGUAUGUGCAGGACCCCCUCACCUGUAAAUGCUCCUGCAAAUUCACACAAAUGCAAUGCAAGUCCAGACAACUUGAGUUAAACGAAAGAACUUGCAGAUGUGAAAAGCCAAGAUGAUGAGCGAGCGAGCGAACGCCGGGCAGAACACUGCAUGAAGGAAGGAACUUAAUUAAAAACUUUUUAAACGGCACAGCACUUUCAAAACCUGAGGAAGAACAUUCCUUGGACAAACUGCAAACACUAUCCUGAACGGAACACUAGAGGAGAAAUCAUCCCAUUGUAUAUUUUUAAGAUGUUAAUAUAUAGAAUAUUAUAUAUAUAUAUUAAAUGACAAUGUGUGUCGCUGCUAUCACCUACAAAUAAGUCAACGAAGACGCUGCUUUUUCGCGUGUGAAUGGGAUAUAUUGCAGUGUUACUACUUCUGAGGCCUGUGAUUGGACGAAACACAGCGAGGGAUGCAUAAUUAAAGACUCAGACUUCACUGAGAGCCGACAACCUCCGAACCUUCCUUUACGAACAGUACCAGACUGUCAAUCAAAGGACAGGAAGUGACACAAUUAAAGAUUCUUUUCCGGAAUCUUCGGAACAGUGGGUCCAGGAACGGAACGCGAAUGCGGAACUCUCUUUUUCUGUGAUGUCACUUGCUAGGGUGAAUUCGUAGUCGAAAAGACUCCUAGACUGACUAACAUCCAAUAGGACUUGGUGUGAUAAUACUAAAGGGAUAUUACGUGUAUGUAUAUAUGACAAAAAAAAAACACACUCAAAUCAGUGACGUUUGACAUUCCACAUUAAAAAUACUAUAGUACGUAGUGUUUUUGAACCAUACUAUGGUAAAGUGUAUUAUACUGACUUUCUUUGCUGCUUGUUCAAACUACUUAUUUAAAAUUAAGUUGAAACAACACAAUUCUUAAUUUAUUUUAGGGACAACUUAACUGUUUUAUGUUCAAUCCACCAACUUAAAUUUAUAAAUUAAGUUGACCUAAUUGAUUUGUGUUGGGACAACAUAAAGAAAUAGUUUGGAAGCCAGCAUUUAUUUUACAGUGUAUCUUAUAAUAUCAAGUACUUUACUAGAGUGUAUUCCAAAAACGACACUAUAGAAUUGACUAGAGUAUUUUGUAAUGUGUGAAGGAACGAAGUCGUUCUGUUAGUACGUGGUAUUCAUAAAAGGUUCAUUUUUUUAUUUUUCCAAAGAAAGAGAACAUUGCACACAAUUUUAGGAACUGUUUAUUACCACACGACAUCUGUAUAUACAUUUCUAAUAUCCCUUUGUGUAGUUCGCUGCACCUAAUUUAAAAUGUUAGAACAGUAUUCUGUCUAUUUAAUUUGUCUAUUUAUAUCGAGUUAUUGUUAUUGUUUCAUGAAUCUGAAAAACUGUGGACUGCUUUUUAUAAACAGACAAACGAGAGACAAAAACAUUCCUGAAAAGCGCCUUUUUUAGUUUGUUUAUAUCAGUGAUCACAUCUGUGGAGAAGUUUCGGGAUGACAAGCAAACAUUCUCUUUGUGUGCCACAUUUUCAGAGUAAUAUAUUUAAUGGUGCUGUUAACAUCUUUUUUUUUUUGUGUGCGUUUUUAGUUUAUUAUUAUUCCGCAUAUUUAUUUUUUAAAUAAUAUUAUUUUGUAUUAAAGCAGAAAUGAAUUUCAA
This is a messenger RNA of Danio aesculapii, 2699 nucleotides long. It is a transcript of the gene vegfaa, whose product is annotated as vascular endothelial growth factor Aa. Gene Ontology annotation, molecular function: growth factor activity; heparin binding; chemoattractant activity. Gene Ontology annotation, cellular component: membrane. The transcript has 7 exons. The coding region runs from base 608 to 1174 and encodes 188 amino acids. The record is from RefSeq and is a predicted model, not a curated record. Gene Ontology annotation, biological process: response to hypoxia; vascular endothelial growth factor signaling pathway; sprouting angiogenesis. Lineage: Eukaryota; Metazoa; Chordata; Actinopteri; Cypriniformes; Danionidae.